GCACGAAGCCUUACAUCGACCCGUGGUUUUCUGAAAGCCAUAAAUCCCUCCGCGGGCUCGUAGCGGUUCUGUUGUAGAGACGAGGACUUCCUACUGUCCCGACUGGGCUCGAAGACUCUCUCUCUUGCCGGUCCGCUUGUCCGUGAGCCGACUUCAAGCUAAAGCCUCUCGUCCUACGCAGAGUCAAGCCGCUUUUUCCGCGCCGCUACAGCAGUGAGCCAGCGGACGUAGCCGGCCAAAGUAGUGAGCUUCGUCUUCUGUUUCUUCGGUCAGAUGCUCCCAGCCGUGCAGAUUGACAGGAGUGAUGGGAUGUGUCAACUAGCAGAUAAGUCGUCCCUGAAUGAUGUAAUCGGGCAGAAGGACUCAUCUGCAGUGUUGAGACCAGAGCGAGACAAAGGCGACGAAGCGGACAAGUGGGUAGACAGCGGUGGUGCAAGCAUGGGCGUAGGCAAGAACACCGCCUCCAGGCCGGUGGACAGCGGGAGCGAGGGUGGCAAAUAUGAAGAGGAGAACAAACAUGCAGCAGACUUCUACCCCAUUCCGGUGGUGGUAAAUGGAGUGGGCGGAUCCAAUGGGGACCAGGAUACAGAGAACACCGAGCUGAUGGCCAUCUACACAAAAGAUGUUCAAGGAGCAGAAAAGAGCUCAAUGUCAGAGACGUUGGACAGCUUAGACAGCACUGAUCCGAGGAGGAUGGACAUGAUCUAUAUCAUAGAAGACACGCCGCCUUGGUACCUGUGUGUGUUUUUAGGCCUACAGCAUUAUUUGACGUGUUUCAGUGGAACCAUAGCGGUGCCAUUCCUCCUCGCUGAAGCGAUGUGUGUCGGCUUUGACCAAUGGGCCACAAGCCACCUCAUAGGGACCAUCUUCUUUUGUGUGGGGAUUACAACCCUUCUACAAACCACGCUGGGCUGCAGGUUGCCUUUGUUCCAGGCUAGCGCUUUCGCCUUCCUCGCCCCAGCCAGAGCCAUUCUGUCACUGGACAAAUGGAAAUGUAACAACACAGCGAUACUAGAGACAAACAGCACAGAGAUUCUCCACACAGAGCACAUCUGGCAUCCCAGGAUACGAGAAAUCCAAGGGGCGAUCAUCGUUUCAUCCCUAGUGGAGGUGUGUAUUGGGGCGCUGGGUCUACCCGGGCUCCUCCUGAAGUAUAUCGGACCUCUGACCAUCACCCCCACUGUAGCCCUCAUCGGCCUCUCCGGUUUCCAGGCGGCAGGGGAGAGGGCAGGAAAACACUGGGGCAUCGCUAUGCUAACUAUUUUCCUGGUGCUGCUCUUCUCCCAAUAUGCCCGAAAUGUCCACUUCCCGUUGCCGGUCUAUAAAGCAAAGAAAGGCUGGACUUCCUACAGGCUGCAGGUUUUCAAAAUGUUCCCAAUCAUCAUGGCCAUCCUGGUGUCAUGGCUCUUGUGCUUCAUCUUCACGGUGACUGACGUCUUCCCACCCGAAAAGGACAAGUAUGGCUACUAUGCCCGUACAGACGCACGCCAAGGGAUCCUUUCGGUUGCACCCUGGUUCAAGAUCCCGUAUCCCUUCCAGUGGGGUCUUCCUAGUGUAACGGCCGCAGGUGUGAUCGGCAUGAUGAGCGCCGUAGUUGCCAGCAUCAUCGAGUCCAUAGGCGACUAUUACGCUUGCGCCCGUCUGUCGUGUGCCCCUCCUCCUCCCAUCCACGCCAUCAAUAGGGGCAUAUUUGUCGAGGGCAUCUCUUGUGUUCUGGAUGGACUUUUCGGGACAGGAAAUGGUUCCACCUCCUCCAGUCCAAACAUUGGUGUCCUGGGUAUAACAAAGGUGGGCAGCAGGCGCGUGAUCCAGUACGGCGCCGCCAUGAUGCUGUUGCUGGGCCUUGUGGGUAAAUUCAGCGCCCUGUUCGCCUCCCUGCCAGACCCUGUGCUGGGGGCUCUGUUCUGCACCUUGUUCGGCAUGAUCACGGCGGUGGGGCUGUCCAACCUGCAGUUUGUCGACCUUAACUCUUCGAGGAACCUUUUUGUUCUGGGCUUUUCCAUCUUCUUUGGCCUGAUGUUGCCCAGCUACCUCAAACAGAACCCACUUGUUACAGGCAUUGUUGAGAUUGACCAAGUGCUAAACGUACUCCUCACCACUGCCAUGUUUGUGGGAGGCUCAGUUGCUUUUAUUUUGGACAAUACUAUUCCAGGUUCUCCUGAAGAGCGAGGCAUCGGGAAGCUAAAGCGCGGCUCGGGUCCCAGCGCCGCCGAGCUAGAGGGGAUGCGAUCCUACGACCUGCCAUUUGGAAUGGACUUCAUCCGCAGGCACCCCAUCUUUAAGUACAUCCCCAUCAGCCCCACCUUCGCUGGCUACCAGUGGGGACGGCUGCGGAAAACCUGCAGGAGCAGGGACGGACACAGGGAUGCGGGCAAGGGAGGAGGAGAGGGAGGGGUUUCUCACAGCGAGAGUCUGGCGUAGCCAUCGGUGUGGUGCGUGAUUUCGGGGAGCAAGGGAUGCUACACUGAGAGAAAAGGAUGAAAGGCUGCGGUACAGGAUUGCUGGGCGUGUGGAUGACGUGUGAACCACCGACCUCCGUCUGUCUCUAUCCCUGACUGUCUGUGUUUUCGUUUGUCACUUCCCACUAUGCUAUUUUGAGCAUGCUAAUGCAAGUCGCAGCCAGCCUGCUUCAGAAGAUUUUACCAAAUGGAGUCUGCUUGGUGUGUUUGCAUGUGUGCUCGGUAUGCACACUGACGUAAUGGCCACGUGCUUUUACUUACACUGUCACUUUAAUCCAAACGGAAAUACAAUGACACACUAAAUCUGCCAAUUGAGAAUUAUGCAAAAAAAAAAAAAAAAAAAAAAAGGGGUGCAAUGACUUAAUGGCAUGUAUGCAACCACAUACACACACAUGGUCACACACCAACAGUCCUACCAAAACUAGCUUCGCCCUACAACUCUAGGACGCAUAUCUGGUCAGUCCAAGUAGUCGUCAGGUGCCCUCUGCCCUGGCACAGUGAUUGUGAUAUUCGUUAGUGCGCCGUCUGCCUCCUCCGUUGUGAAUGUCACUCCACGUUCGGCUCAGAAAGACCCACUGAGGAAAAUCGGCCCGCUUCCCCGCAAAACAAACACACACGCUGAAUUAUACGGUCCCGCAAUUUACUUAUCUCUACGGUUAUCAGUAUUAGCCACAACUAUCUUAACAUUUACACGCUCGCACCCUCAUUGGCUGUCGUUGAAUACUGUAAAAGGGGGUCAUUUCACAGCAGCUCUAAAAGAUGUCUUUCUGGAGCCAUCUUCACUCCCGCUACCCGUAUUCGUUCAUGUAAUAAGGUGGAAACAAUGAAUAAUUAAAGGCAAAGAAUCACUCCGAUCGCAAUUGGAUUUUCAGGAAAGAUUUUGGUGAAAUUUUCCUGACCUGCGAUUAUAAAGAAAUCUCCACAGUCGCUAUUUCCAACCGAAAUUUUUCCAAAAGAAAGUCCAUAAUGGUUUUAUUAAUGUCCUUGGAGUUUCUUACAGAGUUGAAUCAGAUUGUUGUCAAGUGGGCAAAGAUUAGCCAGGAAGAGAAAUGGGGUGAGAAAGGCGCUCUGGGUUGUUACUCGGACUUUCUCCUCUGUUAACAUUCUACCUCUCAACCCGGGUGUUUGUCCCGGUCCGCUUUCUUCAGCCUGUCUUACGUAAGUUUUAGGCCUAUUGUUGCUCAGUUGUGAGAGUUAGACUGACUGAUAUUUUACUUACCACUCAUUGACCUGACAACCUGCUGCGAGCCUUCAUUUUCAUUGGUACACGUGCAAAUAAGAGACUACAAUACAGCAGCACGGUAGCCAAGUAGUUUUGGAGUAAGAGUUCGGAGGUAUUGUAUUCUUCUUAUAGUGCGAAGUAGCCAGACCGAUUUCCAUGUUACACUACUUUCCAUUUUUAGUAAUGGCGAGCUCGCGUCAUAUUGAGCAGAAUAAUGUUGCCCGGAGGAAAUAUGUCACUCCAUUUUGCCUCAAUCGCUUCAAGACAAUCGACACAAUUCUUAAGGCUCGGUGAAUGUGUUAUUAUCCAUCGUCUCAUCCCAUUAGCAAAUCCGAGUAGCGGAAGUGAAGAUAACUCCGGCAAGAGCCAAACAUCUCCGUGCUGUCCAGACAGGCGCCGUCUUCCUCCUGAAGCAAUUCCGCACAGUACUGUGCCUCAUGUGGCCUUAUCUGAGACGCCAUAAACACUGACCCUGCACGCUUCAAUGUCAAAUGUUUGCAGGGCUCUCUGAUCCCUCUGUUACUGGUUUACAGGCUCACGUUCACACUAUACAGCCCAGCGGUCUGUCCACUCGUGACGGCGCAAACUACUGUAGUUUGGAUUUGGACAACAGGAACAGAACUAGUGAAUGUCUCUGUUCUGUUCUCUGGCUUGAAUGGAUCAUCUGUUGCUAAUGCUUUCAUUUUUAUUUAUUUUUUUCCAUCUUCAUGCAGCACAUGAUAAUAGCAACACAUCUGACUCUUAUAAAAGUAGCACAAUUACCAAACAAAUGCUUUAAAAGUGCUUAAUAUUUUGUCCAGAUUUUUUUUUUUUUUUAAACGAACCAAAAAAUUUGUUUGCUUUUAGAAUUUUCCUGUUACCAAAAAAAAUCAAAACAUGUACCCAUAAAAAUUAACCUACAUUUUCUGAACUUUAUCUUUUGUUAAAGCUCUUUCUUUAUUUAUGGAAAGAAAGUCAGUGUGCAAAGCUCGGUUCAAGCAGGUCUUUGUGUGGCUUGCACAAUGCUGACAUUUUAUUUAUGAGUUAUUAGUUCUCCUCCUCGAUGACCACAAGUCAGCUCCAGCUAAAUUGAACUGACCAUAUAAGGCAUCAGCUGCCAUUAUUGCCGUUACAAAUAAAUCACGCUAGACGUCGGCGCCUUUUUACGAUUUCAUUACAUUUCAAGGUGCCAUGAGUAUCUCAUUGACCUUAUAAUUGUUCUAGAAUGGACCUGAAGACUGAUUCAUGAACCACAUAAUACUGCUGGGCCUUAACUCUUUAACCACUCUUUAACUCUUUGGGGUUUUUUUUUUACUUAUUUUUUUCCCCCAUGUUAAUUUUUCAGUUUCACUUUCGCAUACCAUUCAUUAUACAGUGUUUCCCAUCCUUUGUGGACCAAGGCAGAUAUUUUACAUUAGGAAAAAUCUCACUGCACACCACCAACAAAAAUGUCAUGUUUCAAUUUACUCACAAAUAUACCUUGGUGAAAUUUGGGCCUGUUGAAUUGAACACAGAGCUAUUACAGUUUUGACAGACUUUGACAUAUGAGUUUAAUUCAUUCCAUGACCAUGCUUGUAACUCAAAAUACACAUCUCAAAUCAUCUUUCCCCAUUGAAAUGAAUGGAAAUGCUGUUAAUUCGUUCCAGCCCACUAAAAACCAAAAAUGUUUGUAAUGUGUUUUUAAUAAGGAAAAAUAGCACUCUAUAUUAUACUUUACAAACUCAUACAGUCAUGACAUACUUAAAUAGAAUGUUAAGAAAAAAGCCACAUUUUCUGCUUCAAUGGACAUUGGUGCUGUUCCUUCAGGUGUGUGUGUGUGCUUUGGCCAUCUGGGGGCAGUAUACUACAGACAUACGCACAUCAGUAUGUGUCAGUCUGGGGUCCUCAGUAAGCCGCUCUAAUAUUAGUCGUUCUUUACAGAUGAUAAAGAAAAGAAAAUGCUUGAGUAUUGUUCCAUUAUCUGUCUACAUUGUUGCUUCACUGUUUGUACACAAUGUGUAAUUAUCUUUGUGUUAUAGUAAGCAUCAAAAGGGAGUGGCAAUGAACAACUUGAAGCCUUUUUUGAAGAAAAAGAAUUGUUCAAUAUUUGCCAAACUGCUGCUUGUUGUGAAAUGAGUUAAUGUCAUUGCCACUCCAGAGUGCUCAUAUCUCAAAUUGUUUUGCUCCCUGGUCAAAGCAAAAAAAGAAAACGUCUGAAUGACUGCUCGUCAGGUCAUUCGUAUCUCAAGGCACCACUGUAUUCUGAUGUAUGAACGGUGACAGGUGGAUACACAGAUGUAUUGCACCUUCUGCCAUCUAGGAAGAUCAUUUAAUUGUUCUGUCUGUCAUACAUUGCUGGCAUAAGUAGAUGAACAAAAAUGUAUUUGUAGGAAAUUGUUUUCGAACCAAUGAAAGUCAAAUUGCAUCAUUUCCUGUGGCUCUUACAGCACAAUGGUUGGAAUCACUGCAUCGUAUAAUAUCCUGGUUUAAUAUCCUCCUAACCCUCAAUUAAUCAACUGUACGCUUGUCGUAAUUAAAACAGUCGUUAAACAAAUAAUAAUAAUCAAAAAAUAAUAAUAAUCAUACUUCUGACGACAUCAUCAUACACACUACAUGCGAUCAGUCAUAUUCAAACUCAUGCGAAUGGAUAUCUCUCACACAUCUUCCUGUGCUGUCCUGCAGCGAGUCCGUUUGUCUAUGGAGUACCUGUACACGUUUUCCUCUCUGAAUAUUCUGACUGUCAACGUUUAUAAACGGAGGUGAAAACGAAACGACAAGUCUACUUAUUAAGAACUGGCCGGAGCCGCGGCUGUCCCGGAAACCGACUUGAUUGCAACAUAGCUCGACGUGCCUGAACACAACGUUAUUUGGCUUUGAGCACAUAAUGGUGUCAAAAAUGAUGACCUGUACAAAACUGGACCUUAAUCAUUGACAUGUUUACUGGUUUAAUGACGAAGCAGCAGGUGAUGCUUAAUAAGGUGGCCAGAAGCACACAAAGACAUCAGUCCCUUUCAGUUAUUAUGAAGGGGGUGCUACCUGUACAAAAAUCUUUUGGUGUACUAACUGUUAUAUCUUUGUGAUUGUUCCUGGUUGUUGGUUUUUUUUUUUCUUUUCUUUUUUAAAUGUUUUUUGCAAGCAAAUAUUUGUAAGGAAGAAAUUAUAACUUUUAACCUUAAAUCAUGCUGGAAAGUGCACUGUUUUGUUAUACUUUUAUUUAAAGAAAACAACUAAAUAUUUGAUCCAAUGUCUUUUUUGGGUGUUAGGAAGUUGUUUUUUUUCUUUUACUUUUAAAAUUGCUUUUAUUUUGUUAACGCAUUAGCAGAAAAUACAAACGCAAAGAAGAUAAAUUUAGAGAAUAGAUUACAUGUAUAUUUAACUUGCUAAAAGUCUUGGAAGAUAAAGUGUGUAAACUAAUUGUAGCAGCAAUUUUUUUUUUUGUUCUUAAUAGUAUUUAAUAAGAUGUUACAGAAUGUAUGAAGGGGUUUUUUUUUGUCUUCAUUUUAUACUUAAAGAAAAAUCCGUGUGCAGACUUCUGCUUUCAUAUAUGCAAAUCUGCAACCUAUCCUAUUGGAACUCAUCAGAAUCCAGUUCUUAAAUCAUGACAAAUAAAUGAGAAAUUUAUGUCACUAUGCUCAUGGAGUAUUUGUGAGAACUUCCCAAAUUGAAUGGGUCUGUUUUCACAACGCUCCUCUCAAUGAAUAAAAAUUGUACAGUAUGUUAAAUCAUUGUUUUCAUUGCAAUUUUGUCUCCACACAGUUAUUUUUACUUAUUUAUUUUUUAUUUUUGUUAUUGUUUCCCAUGGUGUGAUAUCAGAAUGAUGCAAACUACAACUACACAAUAAUAACACACUGAUAAACAUGUUAAAUAAAUAGCGCUGACAGUGUCAAUCAAAACUGAACAUUAUUGUCUGUAAAGGUAACCUUAUCCGUCCUCAAAGUUUUAUGGAGGCAAUGAAAUCAUUAUUAAACAACUUAUGGUACGUAUAGUGGCUAUAAAAAGUAUCCCUGUUCAAAUGGAAAUUGUUUUUUUAAUGAGAUCAAAAUAAAUCAUUUUGAAAC
This is a messenger RNA of Phyllopteryx taeniolatus (common seadragon), 7697 nucleotides long. It is a transcript of the gene slc23a2, whose product is annotated as solute carrier family 23 member 2. Gene Ontology annotation, biological process: L-ascorbic acid metabolic process; transmembrane transport. The record is from RefSeq and is a predicted model, not a curated record. Lineage: Eukaryota; Metazoa; Chordata; Actinopteri; Syngnathiformes; Syngnathidae. Gene Ontology annotation, molecular function: transmembrane transporter activity. Bases 274 to 2421 code for a protein of 715 amino acids. Gene Ontology annotation, cellular component: membrane. The transcript has 16 exons.